AUGGCAAUUCAUUGGUUCAAGCAGCUGGGGCCAGAGCCGGGAGAGUGGUGGUGGAGUAGGAGGAGGCUGGGCUGCCGUGGAAAUCGCAGUGCGCACACACAGAUGAUCAGAAUACUGUACACAGGAGACGGCGGCGGUUUAUCGACAAGUUCGCCUUUGGAUUAAUGUCACCGUAAGGCACAAAUCUCUGCAUUCGUCAACAGACGCCGGGGUACAAGGAAAAAUCUAAUAUUUAAGACUUGUUGGAAGUAUAGAGCUUAGACCAACAUUUCCAGAGAUCAGUCCAAUAUGCUUGGAAAACUUGCUUGUUUUUUCCUGGGAGAGAGAGAUGGUGAUGACCGUGAUGAGCAGAGUGACACGAGUAACAUUCUCUAUGAGAACGUGGAAGAUGACUGGAUUAUUGUGGAUAUCCAAGCUCAAUAUCCAGCACUGAAACUGGAAAUGGAUCCACUGGAAAACCUACUGAUUGAGCACCCGAGCAUGUCUGUGUAUACCCUGAGGAAUAAGAACAGUGACAGCGGAGAAGAAGCUGAGUUGGAAGAGGAUCUGGAGAGUCUCAGGAUUGUUCCAGUUGUUUGUCAUGCCCCCAGAAGCAUAUUAUCUUUGAUUGGAAAUGAUAGUGUGCUCCAUAGAAAUCAUGUGCACUUCAUGCAGCGUGUCAGAUUACAUGCAGAGAGCAAGACACUAAGUCGUAAUCAUCUUCUGAGACAAAAUCGAGCAUGGAAACGGCAUUCUGGUAAAGAAAAAACCUCCCGAUGGUUUAAACAACCACGUCCACGCAUUUCCAGAUAUUCAAGGCAAUAA
Pristis pectinata (smalltooth sawfish) is the source of this 804-nucleotide messenger RNA. RefSeq lists its product as uncharacterized. Gene Ontology annotation, cellular component: nucleus; autophagosome. Gene Ontology annotation, biological process: autophagosome assembly; positive regulation of DNA-templated transcription. The record is from RefSeq and is a predicted model, not a curated record. Lineage: Eukaryota; Metazoa; Chordata; Chondrichthyes; Rhinopristiformes; Pristidae. The transcript is spliced from 4 exons. Bases 289 to 804 code for a protein of 171 amino acids.